Molecule: messenger RNA, 3374 nt
Organism: Engraulis encrasicolus (European anchovy)
Lineage: Eukaryota; Metazoa; Chordata; Actinopteri; Clupeiformes; Engraulidae
Gene: pwp2h
Product: PWP2 small subunit processome component
Exons: 21
Coding region: 114-2903 (929 amino acids)
Biological process (GO): ribosomal small subunit assembly; maturation of SSU-rRNA from tricistronic rRNA transcript (SSU-rRNA, 5.8S rRNA, LSU-rRNA)
Cellular component (GO): small-subunit processome; Pwp2p-containing subcomplex of 90S preribosome
Molecular function (GO): protein binding
Source: RefSeq, a predicted model, not a curated record
CGCACAUUAGGUUGAAAUGCGGCACGCGCACACGUGAAACAAGUGAGCCGAGAAAUUACAAACUAUGAACAUUUUCCAUACAUAAUACGCCUGAGUUUUGAAGCUGUUGGAAAAUGAAGUUUUCAUACAGGUUCUCGAAUCUCCUCGGAGCGGUGUAUCGACAUGGGAACUUGAAUUUCUCGAAGGAUGGCAACUCCGUUAUCAGUCCAGUGGGGAACCGAGUUUCCGUAUUUGACCUAAAGAACAACAAAUCAGAGACGCUGCCAGUGUCUACCAACAAGAAUAUCACAUGUGUUGGUAUUUCUCCUGACGGUAAUCUGGCCAUUUUGGUCGAUGAGGAUGGAGCUGCGAUACUGGUGAGCCUGGUCACGCGUGCCAUUCUGCAUCAUUACCAUUUCCACAAACCUGUCAGUAGUGUGAGCUUCUCCCCAGAUGGCAGAAAGUUUGUGAUCACCAAAGAGAAUGUGGCACUGAUGUACCAUGCCCCGGGGAAGAAGAGGGAGUUCAACGCCUUUCAGCUGGACAAGAGUUACUAUGGCCCUUACGAUGAGACCACCUGCAUCGACUGGACCACCGAUUCCAAGUGUUUUGCCGUGGGCAGUAAGGACAUGUCCACCUGGGUGUUUGGAGCGGAGCGCUGGGCCAACCUAAUCUACUACUCCCUGGGGGGGCAUAAGGAUGUGGUGGUGGGCUGCUUCUUCGAGAAGGAUAGCUUGGAUCUGUACACGGUGAGCCAGGACGGCGCCCUGUGCAUGUGGGAGAGUGACACAGAGCCGGAGGAACUGAAGAAAGGCCUGACAUACAAGGAGCGGAAACAGAAGCAGCAGCAGCAGGAGGAGGAGGAUGAAGAGGAAAUGGGAGCGGAAGUGGAGGAGGGAGGAGAGAUGAGGGCCGAGGUGGUCAGAGGAAGCACUGACAAGCCCAAGGAUGUGGAGGGGGAAGUCAAGAACGUGCGCUACAAGCAGAGGAGCAAGCAAUUCUUCAACAAAGAGGGCGACUUCAAUAAGCUCACCGCCGCUGCCUUUCACAAGGACACUCACAUCCUGGUCACUGGUUUCGCCUCCGGAAUUUUCCACUUGCACGAGCUGCCAGAGUUUAACCUCAUACACUCCCUCAGUAUUUCUGACCAGAGGAUCGCCACCAUUGCUAUGAACGGUCCCGGGGACUGGAUUGGCUUCGGCUGUUCAGGCCUGGGCCAGCUGUUGGUGUGGGAGUGGCAGAGUGAGUCCUAUGUCUUCAAGCAGCAGGGUCACUUUAACAACAUGGCGGCGCUGGCCUACUCUCCAGAUGGCCAGUAUAUCGCCACGGGGGGAGAUGACGGAAAGGUGAAGGUGUGGAACACCAACAGUGGCCUGUGCUUUGUGACCUUCACGGAGCACACGAGCAGCGUGUCCAACGUGGCCUUCACCUCCAGCGGCUUUGUGGUGGUCAGCGCCUCACUGGACGGAACUGUACGUGCCUUCGACCUCCACAGGUACAGAAACUUCCGCACCUUCACAUCCCCCCGGCCGGCGCAGUUCUCCUCCCUGGCUGUGGACGGCAGUGGCGAGCUGGUGUGCGCUGGAGCACAGGACUCCUUUGAGAUCUUCCUCUGGUCCAUGCAGACUGGCCGACUUCUGGAGGUCCUCAGUGGUCACGAGGGCCCGGUGAGCAGCCUGUGCUUCUGUCCGACGCGCUCGGUGCUGGCCAGCGUGUCCUGGGACCGCACGGUGCGCAUGUGGGACAUGCUGGACAGCUGGCACGCCAAGGAGGCUCUCCGCCUCACCUCAGAUGGGCUUGCCGUAACGUACCGUCCAGAUGGGCAGGAGCUGGCGGUGGCGACGCUGGAUGGUGAGAUCUCCUUCUGGAACGCACAGACUGGAGCGCAGACGGGGUCCAUCGCGGGACGACAUGACCUUCAAAUGGGACGCAAGGACACCGACAAGAUCACCGCCAAACAGUCCGCCAAGGGAAAGUCCUUUAACUCCCUGUGCUAUUCUGCGGAUGGGGAAUCUCUCCUGGCAGGAGGCCAGUCCAAGUUUGUCUGCAUCUACAGCAUACGGGAGCAGGUCCUCCUCAAGAAGUUUGAGAUCUCCUGCAACCUCUCCCUCGACGCCAUGGAGGAGUUCUUGGACAGACGGAAGAUGACAGAGUUUGGCAGCCUGGCGCUGGUGGAUGAGGGAGCGGGAGAUGGGGACGAGGUGGAGGUCAGCCUGCCUGGAGUCAGGAGAGGUGAUAUGAGCUCUCGUCACUUCAAGCCAGAGAUGCGGGUCAGCUCUCUGAGGUUCUCUCCUACUGGACGCAGCUGGGCGGCCACGUCCACGGAGGGCCUGAUGAUCUACUCUCUGGACGCCUCCCUGGUGUUCGACCCGUACGACCUGGCGCUGGACGUGACGCCGAGCAGCGUGCGGCGACAGCUGAAGAGGGGCCAGUGGGCCUCCGCCAUCCUGCUGGCCUUCCGCCUCAACGAGAACGCCCUCAUCAGGGAGACCCUGGAAGCGUUGCCACACCAGCAGAUUCCCGUGGUGUGCGGCACGUUGCCAGAUGUGUACGUGGAGAAGCUGCUAGCGUUUGUUGGGGCCACUCUGGAGAAUAGCCGACACCUCCAGUUCUACCUCACCUGGGCCCAGAGCUUACUCACCAUACAUGGGCAAAAACUAAAGAACAGGGCUGGAGCCAUACUCCCCGUUAUCCAGUCCUUACAGAAGAGCGUCCAGAGGCAUCAUGACGAUCUCUCCAAGUUGUGUGACUGGAACGUGUACACGCUGCGCUAUGCUGUGGCCCUAUCCAAGCAGAGAGGAGUGAAGCGGGUAGCGACCAGUGAGCUGAGUGAGGAAGAGGAAGAGGAGAUGCUUGGAGACUCGGAGGAGGAAGAUAACCUGAUGGGUACACCGCUCAUGGCAGAGACUGAGCUCUUUGCAUAGGCAGUUACAGGGCUCAUUUGCCAUGUGUGCACACAGGACUGCCAUAGACUUACUGUGUGCAUGUCUGUGGUUUACAAAAAGGACUGCCAUAGACUGACAUUGCAAACUCGUCUUAACGAGUGCAUAUCUGUGGUUGAAAAAGUACCCUUUCUCACUGUGCAAAGACAUGAGCAUGGUUGCCCAGAUAUGGAGUGGAGGUGACGUUGAGUCUGUUGUGAAGAUAGGAGCAGAGGUGGGACAGAAAGGCAAGUUACACCUCACAAAUCAUGAAGGGCCUUACAAGCCUCCAGCAGUCCUAUUCCAGAACCUUUUAUUGUGUUUAAAAAUGCCUUUUUUACUUUGUGAAAAAAAGAUCAUUCUUGAUUUUUUUUGCUCUUUAACGUCUUUACGGUUUGUGUCUUCAAGGUUGGUUGUGUGUCCAUUCAGUGUGUUUAUAUUUUAAAUAAAUAAAAAAAAUGAAACCCUGUUCAA